Messenger RNA from Syzygium oleosum, 1633 nucleotides. RefSeq lists its product as uncharacterized. The record is from RefSeq and is a predicted model, not a curated record. NCBI's taxonomy places the organism in Eukaryota, Viridiplantae, Streptophyta, Magnoliopsida, Myrtales, Myrtaceae. The transcript is spliced from 2 exons. Bases 346 to 1257 code for a protein of 303 amino acids. Gene Ontology annotation, cellular component: mitochondrion. Gene Ontology annotation, biological process: biosynthetic process; mitochondrial respiratory chain complex I assembly.
UCGGAGCAAACGAAAUCCAGAAGAUCUUUGGCGCUUAUGUAGCUCCGCCCAACGUCAGAGGGAACCUCCCGCGACCGCAGCGUUUCUCCUCCCUCCACCACCACCCCCCUCGCUCCCACCACACCUCUCUCGCCGGAGAUCCCCCACCGCGCGUGUGUCCACGUGCAGAAGAGCUCGGCCGCUCUCCCGCGACACCUUACCCAUUUCAAGCUCGCUCUUCCGAACCCGCAUUCCCUCGGGCUCUUGACCCGAUUCGCUCCUCUUGGUAUUCACCUGGAGCCACCGUUCGAAGCCGACCAUCGCUUCGCUUGUGACGAUCCGGGUGGUUUUUCCGACGUUGAACUGAUGAGCGGCUCCGGUGCAUCUACUAACUUACGCGCUGCUUUCUCCCAUUGUGUGCAGCAGGUUCGGAGUUAUGAUUACCAUCACUACCUUUGUCUUCUUGAACUUCCACCCAACAUGCGUAAGGCUGCAUUUGCCCUCCGCGCUUUCAAUGUUGAAACAUCCAGAGCCAUGGACGUCGCUUCUGAUCCAAGAAUUGGCCUCAUGCGACUUGUCUGGUGGCAGGAAACCAUAGACAAAAUAUUUUCCAAUAAACUAAUCGAACACCCAACUGCGCAGGCCUUAUCUGCAGUUGUAUCUGAGUUCAAAUUUAGCAAGGCAUGGUUGAAACGAUCUGUUGAAGCUCGUAUUAAUGACGCUAGCAGAGAGGUGACUCAAAUGCCGGAAACCACCGAUGAAUUGGAAAAAUAUGCCGAGGACACUGCAUCGACCAUUCUGUACACGACACUUCAAUCUGGUGGAAUCAGGUCCACUGCCGCUGAUCACGCGGCAUCUCAUAUUGGAAAGGCCAGUGGCCUUCUUUUGCUGCUCAAGUCGCUGCCAUAUCAUGCUAGCAAGAGCCGCCACUCUUUAUAUAUACCUAGAAAAGUGGCGGCCAAGCAUGGAUUGCUGGUUGAAUUGGGAGGUCAAUCGGAAGUUCGAUUAGAUUCCCGCGAGAAGCUUUGUGAUGCAGUAUUUGAGAUGGCAUCUGUGGCUAACAUCCAUUUGCAGAAGGCUCGUGAGUUAGCCGGAACAGUGCCUGCAGAGGCGAUCCCAGUGCUGCUUCCGGCUGUGCCUGCGCAAGUACUGCUAGAUACCCUCAGUCGGGUGCAGUUCGAUGUGUUUGAUUCAAGGCUAGCACGAGGAGUUCUAGGAAUCUCGCCUUUGUGGUACCAACUGAAACUCAAAUGGAGUUCCUGGAGGGGUAGAUACUAGAGAAUAGUCAUUCAUUGUGAGUUGAAUAAUACAAGGAAACUGAUUACACAACCAGCAGCAGAUAAAAGUUUGAAUUUCUGGUCAUGUGAGAGGUGUUUUUUUUUUCCCGUGAAUAGCAUCUUCUCACUUUAAUUUUCACCAUGCUCGAAUGAGCUGGACUACGACUGUUGUGCUUUUUUGCAUUUUAAGGAGGGGCAGUGGUGAAUUUCUUGAUCCUCAAGCAGCAUUGGUUAUUGAGCGAGCUUGGGGUUGAGCAGAAUUCAUAAAUGGCUCCGCUGUGGACAGUUAAGAGACUUCCUUAUUGCAUGUCUUCCUCAUGUACUUUUGUUGGGCUUAUAACAAUCUGAGACUGAAAGUAGUGCAGCUUCUUACCAUA